Messenger RNA from Manihot esculenta (cassava), 754 nucleotides. Its product is annotated as ferredoxin C 1, chloroplastic. Lineage: Eukaryota; Viridiplantae; Streptophyta; Magnoliopsida; Malpighiales; Euphorbiaceae. The coding region runs from base 81 to 515 and encodes 144 amino acids. The transcript has a single exon. The record is from RefSeq and is a predicted model, not a curated record. Gene Ontology annotation, molecular function: 2 iron, 2 sulfur cluster binding; electron transfer activity. Gene Ontology annotation, biological process: electron transport chain.
AAACCUUAUCCUAUCAACAACCACAGAUCACUUCAAUACCAGUCACAGAAGCUUCCCUCAUUUCCCACCUCACAAAAGCCAUGGCAACCCUUUGUGUCACUCCAUUUCCGUCCUUUACUCUCGCCAAACAACUGUUGCCCACCAAACUUCCUUCCCUUAAACUCAACUACAGAGCAGGCAGAUCCUUGAAGACUACAGUUAGGUCUUACAAAGUGUUGAUUGAACAUGAGGGUCAAUCUACAGAGCUGGAGGUGGAACCUGAUGAAACCAUACUAUCCAAGGCAUUGGACUCUGGACUGCCGGUGCCUCAUGACUGCAAGCUUGGGGUGUGCAUGACUUGCCCAGCUAAGCUAAUAAGCGGCACAGUUGACCAAAGUGAAGGUAUGCUUAGUGAUGAUGUUGUGGAACGUGGGUAUGCACUGCUGUGUGCUUCUUAUCCAAAGUCAGAUUGUCACAUUAGGACCAUUCCUGAAGAUGAGCUGCUGUCCUUGCAACUAGCAACGGCUAAUGACUGAAAUCUGUGUGCAUGAUAUUUCAGUUAGAAGUUUUGGUAUUUAAAUACUAAAUUUGAGUACAAUAUUUUUGUUAUCGGUAUGCUGUGGUGGCAAUGUUGAAUAGAUCUGUCUCUCUUUCCUUUUGUGCGUGUAAAGAAAAAUAACAAUGAAAGCAUUUUUCUGUCAACUGAGUGAUUGAUUUAUUAGAUAAUGGAUCUUGUAAUUGAUUGAUUUAGAAUAAAACAAAUGUUUAUUUUGCA